Molecule: messenger RNA, 402 nt
Organism: Mesorhabditis belari
Lineage: Eukaryota; Metazoa; Nematoda; Chromadorea; Rhabditida; Rhabditidae
Source: the annotation of a GenBank genome assembly
AUGCGUUUCUAUGUCCUUAUUGGAGCCGCUUUGUGCUUGGCUUUGGUGUUUGGUGCUCCGAAGAGACGCGGUACGGACAAUUGUGGAUUGAUUUCUGGACCGAAGGGACACUGGAAGAAGACUGGUCAAGCCGAUAUUUGGUGUGAGAUGUGUUUGGAUAUUACUGAGAUCCUUAAAACCUAUGAGGAGUGUGGAGAGGAAAAACUCGCUGAGAAACUUGAUGAGUAUUGCCAGGAAAAAUUCGGUAAUGGAACUUUUGGAAAUCUCUGUAUCAAGAAUGUUAAUGAGAUUGCACACGAGGCAAUUGACGAUACAGCAGACAUAAACUCGACUUCUGUUUGCGACAGUUUGACAAAAGAACCUGAUUGCAAGUUCAGACUCAAUUUUGAAUAUGUGCUUUAC